This is a messenger RNA of Aspergillus homomorphus CBS 101889, 1268 nucleotides long. RefSeq lists its product as uncharacterized. NCBI's taxonomy places the organism in Eukaryota, Fungi, Ascomycota, Eurotiomycetes, Eurotiales, Aspergillaceae. The record is from RefSeq and is a predicted model, not a curated record. The transcript has a single exon. Bases 273 to 1241 code for a protein of 322 amino acids.
GGGGUGGCUUCACUCACUCACUUGUUUACCUUUUUCUCUACUACCGUGUGUUGUUCAGCCCCUAUGUGAUCCUUCUUUUUCCAUCACAAACACCCCCAAAUAAAGAACCCAACUUCACUCAAAUGUCUAUCUCUACAACCCAUAUCUGCCCUAAACCCAGGAAGUCAAUUCCGAUUCCUCUCCGUCGUCGCCGCUUUCGUACAACCACCACUAUAACUAAAACAGUUACCUCCGUCUAAUCUCCGCACUUCACAAAAAGAAAAACCGCGAAAAUGCCCACCACCAGCCCCCAAAAACGCAUCAUCCUCGAGAAAUCCCGCACAGUCCGUCGGCGCUACCAGCGCAGCAACAAACGACUCCAGUUCACGGCGUCGCAGAUCGCGCGCAUCGAACGCGAGCAGGAGCGCGAGCGCCGGGCGCAGCAGCUUCGCGACCGGGAUCGGAAGCGCAUCGCUAACAAGAAGAAGAAGGCAGAGAAGGAGGCUCGGGAUCGCGAGGAGCGGAGACGGCUGGGGAUAAUGGGGUUGCCGGAUCCGAAUGCGCCGGUUGUGCCGUCGAGUCAGCCUUCUUUGUUUCGGUUUAUUCGGAAGCCUGCUGCCGUGGGGGCGGGUGCGAAGGGGGGUGUGGAGGGUGUGGAAGGGAAGGAUAAUAACGAUGGCGAUAGUGAUGGUAGUGAUGGGUCCGGGGGAAGUACGGAGUUUGAGGAUCUCGAUCUUGAGGGUUGGGAGAGUGAGACUGUUACGGCUGUUGAGGACGUGGUGUCUGAUACCAAAGUGGAGCAGGGUAAGAAGGAGGGUGAUGACUUGGGUGUCCAUCACGUUGAUAAGGAGGACGAUAGAGGUGGUGCUGGAGACACUACUACGGAAGACGAGUUUGGCUGGAUUGAGGAGCAUGGCGCUGCUGCGGAUGAAGACGAGUUCUCUGAUUGCUCCAUCUUUGACGACGGGGAGAUCAUCCAACGGACCGCGAUCGUUGCGACCGAUGCUAUAGACACCAAGGAUGCGAUAGACACCUUUGCGAUCAAGAUCGAAGACGCGGACACCAAUGCGAUAGACACCCUGGGCGCGAAUCCCAAGGAUACACUCCAUGCCAAGCCCCUAGUGGAGCAUGGAGCUAUACCUGACUGCUCCGCAAGCGAUUCAUUUCAGGAUGACACGGCACUUCUGUUGGAAGAAUUGGGCCAUGAGUUUGACGCCGAUGAUGAAUUCGAACAGGCACUGGUUGCGUUGGAUGCCGUGUAAGCAGGAAGGAGACGCACUGCAUGGAAG